This is a messenger RNA of Penicillium hordei, 966 nucleotides long. RefSeq lists its product as uncharacterized. The record is from RefSeq and is a predicted model, not a curated record. Bases 1 to 966 code for a protein of 321 amino acids. NCBI's taxonomy places the organism in Eukaryota, Fungi, Ascomycota, Eurotiomycetes, Eurotiales, Aspergillaceae. The transcript has a single exon.
AUGCCGGAUGAGCCGCGUCGCAUCAUUUUGGAGAAAUCCAAGACCGUUAAACGUCGGUACCAGCGCAGCAACCAACGAUUCCAGUUCACCGCAUCCCAGAUUGCACGGCUAGAUCGCGAGGAGGAGCGAGAAAAGAAAGCAAAGAAGCUACGCGAGAAGGAAAAGAAACGAAUUGCCAACAAGAAACGGAAGGCUGAGCAGGAGGCGCAGGCCCGUGAGGAGCGGAAGCGUCGCGGCAUCCCGGAUCCCCAUGCAGCACGCGUCCCAUCGAGUCAGCCACUGCUGUCAAUGUUCCUAGGGACCGGAAAGCAACAGUCACCUGCUGUACUGGAGCCUGCGCCUACAGUUACGGAUAUCGAAUCACAUGAUGACAAUCUGGGGAGCGAGGGCGGAGAUACAGAAGCUGAAUCGGAUGCCUUUGACGAUUUGGAUGAGGAAUUGGAGAAUGACCUAUCUGAGCUUCAAGAUGUAGUCAUCCUGCAAGAGCCUGAAGGCCAGGAUAUCGGCACCGCGACCAGUGCUUCAUUCAAGGAUGAUGAUGAGUUCUCGGACUGCUCAGCGUUCGACGACGAAGAAGUUAUGAAGAAAGCCGAGACGGCUGCUACCACGCUAGCGAUUGACGAAGAAACGAAGAAACCCUCUAUACCUAAUGAAUUACCCUACCCGCAACCUCCCAAGUUAGAAUCAUCUUUCGGGGAAUCUUUCCAGUACGACCCCGCCGAUUUCCUUGAAGCUGAAGCCGCUAUUAUUACACAAACAAAUAGUACUGGAACGAAAGACCAUUCUCCACCCAAGGAAACAUCCCUUUUACAGCCUCCUUUGUCUGAUCGACUGUGCAGUAGACCCACAUUGGCGUCCUCUUUUGGAGAUUCCUUUCGAGACGAGACUGCGGAUUGGAUUGAAGAAGCAUUUGCACAUGGAAGUGGCGACCCUUUUGACGAACUCAAUACAAACCACUCUCAAUGA